Messenger RNA from Pelodiscus sinensis (Chinese soft-shelled turtle), 1746 nucleotides. Lineage: Eukaryota; Metazoa; Chordata; Testudines; Trionychidae. The record is from RefSeq and is a predicted model, not a curated record.
GCACUGCUGCCUCUGAUAUGGAGGCAGCAGGGCAAGGUGGCAGGCAGCUCCCCUGGUGUUGUGAUUAACCAGGACCAUUAACCGUGGACAGAGACUGCUCCAGCAGCCCAUGGAUGAGAGGCUUGGAUGUUUAAGGGUGAAUUGUCUGGCUAAAAAUCAGUCUUUUAAAAAAAUUCCUUCCCUAAGUUAAACAUAAUACCUGAGACUGUUAAUAAAGAACUUUUUAAAGUCUAGUUUACUCUUCACUUCUUAUCCUGCUUUUGUUGAUUUAUUUCUUUCAGUCUUGAGCAGUGGAUGUAGAGGAGCCAGAUCAUUCAUGUUUGUUUGAAGACUGCUUCUAAUUUAUUCUACAUUCAGAACUACAAGAUAUUACAAGAUAUGCUGCCAAUUGUCCAUGUCAAUGGAAAAUCAGUAUUCUGUUUUGAGGACAAGUAGUUCAUCAGUAACGUCAGUUCACAAUGCUAAAAACAAUAACAAGGGCAGUUCCUCCAAACGAGAAUCUUUAGCUGUUAAUGCAGUUGCUUUACAAGAUCAUAUUUUACAUAACCUCCAACUCCAGGAUCUUUCAUUAGCGGAUCCUUUUAAGUCAAAGUUAAAGAAUAAAAAGAACAUUUAUAAACCUGUGAACAAAGAGAUGGUCAGAGCAGUAGUAGAUACUGGACUAAGAAAAAAGAGCAUUCUCUAUUCACAAAAGGAAGAUCCAGAAAAAGAAUAUGUACUUGAUCCUAAACCUCCACAACUAACAUUAGCUCAGAAAUUGGGCUUAAUUGAGCCUCCUCCUUUGCCAUUAACUACAGAAGAAUGGGAUAAAGUAAAGCAAAGAUCCAUAAAACAGGGGGAUUCUGUACAACCUUGUGCAAUAUGUAGAGAAGAAUUUGCUCUUCAACCACAGGUGCUGCUCUCAUGUUCUCAUGUAUUUCACAGAGAAUGCCUGAAAGCUUUUGAAAAGUUUGCAGGUAAAAAGACCUGUCCUUUGUGUAGAAAGAAGCAGUAUCAGACCAGGGUAAUACAUGAUGGGGCACGUCUUUUUAAAAUAAAGUGUAUAACGAGAAUCCAAGCUUGCUGGAGAGGGUAUAUAGUUAGAAAAUGGUAUAAAAACUUGCGAAAAACAGUACCUCCUCAAGAUAGCAAAUUAAGAAAAAAAUUCUUUGAAGCAAAGUUUCUGGAGAUCAGCAAUCGAUUAUUGAGUUCCUACGACACAAACAUAGAUGAGUUUUUUUCUGAAAUUGAUUCUUCUAUAGCUGCAAGUCGAAAUCUAUUUCAACAGCUGGAGGAAAAAUUUGCUCCAUUAAUAAGUGAAAUUGAAUGGGAAAAAAUACAGAUGCAGGCAUUUCGGCAAGAAAUAUUUGACUGCCCUAUUUGCAUUAUGCCACUCUGUCAUAUAACUCAUCCUCCAAACGUCUUUUCUGAAAACAGCAACAAUUGCAACAAUCAGUGUUUACGCCAGACUGUUCUGCUGUCUUGUUCACAUAUGUUUCAUCGGACUUGUCUUCAAGCAUUUGAAGAGUUUUCCUUGGGAGAAAAAGUUGUUUGUCCUUUAUGUCGCUCUUGUUAUCAAAAGAAAAUUCUUGAAUGUUGAUAAAAAUAUGCAAACAGUCCAGAAUGACUACAUAAUUGCAUUUUUAAUUGGUUUAAUGGGAAAACCUCGCAGGAGAUUAGAUUAGAUCCUUGUCAGAUCUAGUGUAAGAAAAAAAGCUUCUCUAUGAAUGAUGAUCCUCACAGAAAUAAAAGUUAAAUGGGAACUGU